AUCCCUCGUCACUCUAACAUCUCUCCCCGACUCUCCAACCUUCUAGUGCUCAUUUUCUGCCGUUUAGUUUCCAACACAUUUAGGACGCCUGUGUCUCGGAACCUCUCGCCGUAUCAUCAGCGGCCAUCAUCGCCCGUCGAAAAGACAUACUUGCCGGUAUCCCCCCGUCAUGUCAUCCAGCAGAAAGCCUCUCAUACGGAGCAGUUCACACUCGGAUCGUCCUACUACAAUGAGGAAUUGGCCCCUUUUUGUAUUUCUUAUUUGCCUGGUAUUAUUCUUUUACGCAUUCUACGUAUAUCAAGCUCAAGGAGAAGUUUUAUCCCAGACAAACGAAGAAGUUCGACAACUAUCCGCCCAGCUGAGUCUCACCAAAGGAAAGCUUGUUGGAAGUAUGGCAGAUUUGGAAUCAGCGAAUAGUGAGAAGAAGUCAGUGUCAAUUCAAUUGGAUGAUAUUACAAAGAAGAACGAAGAGUGUAUGACAUCCUUGAGAAAUACGAAAUUGAGAGUUGAUACACUUGAAAAAGACGGAAAAUCGAAUACCGAUAAUUAUACAAAAAUGCAAGAAGAACUAUCAGCGCUCAAGGAAAAAGCUGAAGAGCUUCAACGAAACAACACUGCAUUGAAUUCUCUUGUCUCCACACAAGCACAACUCAUCAACCAACUCAAUCAGACUAUUGGAAUUAUUCAAUUCGAAAAGGAAGAACUCAAAAACGCUGCUCACCUUAACAACUUGACUCCAAAAAUCGAGAAGCCAAAGGAUAAGCAAGCGGAAGAGCAAAACGCAGAAGAGCAACAUAAGGAAAAAGAAGUUACUGUGACGACUGUAACCACACAACAUUCACGGGAAGAAGCUCAAGUAAAAGAGGAUAAUCAGGCACAAUCCACAACAACAGUUACAUCAACGGAGAGUCCUGUUGGAAAGUUGGAUGAGAAGAAUCCAGAGAUUGAAGAACCUGAGCCAAUUGUCGCCGAGCCAGAUGCAGUUGAUGGAGAUGAGCAAGACGACAAGGAGACAUAAUUUAAAUUAUCUGUAGGCAGGGUAUUUUACUCUUCAUUCCUUUAUAUCAUCGGUUACUUUUUCAUAUUUCAGUUAUUAUUCAUUUUAACUUAACUUUAGACUCUUUGCGCGGGUUUUCCAUGGAUAAUAGUUUUAGUCAUCAUGCUUCUAACUGGGAGAUUCGUGAUUUGUACAAAUACAUGAACUCAAUAAAUAUAUCAAUUUGAAACUAUUUAUUCUUGU
Caenorhabditis elegans is the source of this 1240-nucleotide messenger RNA. RefSeq names its product CAP-Gly domain-containing linker protein 1-like;Leucine zipper protein 1;Si:ch211-1a19.3 (gene T20F10.2). The record is from RefSeq and is marked reviewed. The transcript is spliced from 6 exons. Lineage: Eukaryota; Metazoa; Nematoda; Chromadorea; Rhabditida; Rhabditidae. The coding region runs from base 170 to 1018 and encodes 282 amino acids.